UUCUUCAUUAUAAUUAUGAGUCACUUUCACUGGUGGCCUCGGAAUAGACAGACGUAACCGUGUACACUGCCAGUUUCCUGUUAUUGCUAUAUGACAAGUGGCCUAGCUUUUUAAGUUUGAAUUCAAGCAAAAGACAUCCUGAAAAUGGCCGAGUAUAUUGUUGGCGAAGGCACCGUGAAACCUUACCCAGACUUUGAUGCUAAACAAGAUGCUGAAGCUCUCAGAGCUGCUAUGAAAGGAUUUGGAACUGAUGAAAAAGAAAUUAUAAAUAUAUUGGCAAACCGCAGCAAUGCUCAGAGAGUUUAUAUUUCUGUGGCUUUCAAACAGCUGUAUGGUAAAGAUUUGAUUGAUGAAUUAAAAAGUGAACUAACUGGACAUUUUGAAGACUGUAUACUUGCCUUGAUGACUCCAACAAGUGAUUAUUUGGCUUCUGAACUGCAUGAAGCUCUGUGUGGAGCUGGUACAGAUGAAGAUGUACUUGUUGAGAUUUUGUGUACUCGAACGAAUCAAGAAAUAUGGUUAAUUAAUGAAGCUUAUACUAGAUUAUAUGAGAAAUCAUUAGAAAGCGAUAUACAGGGUGAUACUUCUGGACAUUUUGAACGACUUCUUGUAUCAGUCUGUACUGGUGCAAGGCGUCUUUUCGUUGGGUUUGAGGGUGCCAGAAGUGAAGCACCUGCUGAUCCAAUGUUGGCAAAGCAAAAUGCAGAGGCAUUGUUUGAAGCUGGUGUUGGACAGUGGGGUACUGAUGAAUCUAUAUUUAAUUCGAUCCUUGCUGCCGAAAGUUUUCAGCAGCUAGCCUUAACAUUUUAUGAAUAUAACAAAUUGAGUGGUCAUACAGUGGCUGAAGCAAUUGAAAAAGAAUUUUCUGGUGAUCUGAAGAAAGGAAUGUUGGCAAUAGCACAAUGUGUUGAAAAUCGUCCAUUUUAUUUUGCUGAAAAACUGUAUAAGGCCAUGAAGGUAGGUCUAGGUACAGAUGAUAGAACACUUAUAAGGAUAGUUGUAUCCCGCUGUGAAAUAGAUAUGGUUCAGAUCAAAGCAGAAUAUGAAAGAAAUUAUGGCAAGCCUUUAGGUGAAGCAAUUGCUGUAAGUU
This is a messenger RNA of Stegodyphus dumicola, 1090 nucleotides long. RefSeq names its product annexin-B12-like. Lineage: Eukaryota; Metazoa; Arthropoda; Arachnida; Araneae; Eresidae. Gene Ontology annotation, cellular component: plasma membrane; vesicle membrane; nucleus. Gene Ontology annotation, molecular function: phosphatidylserine binding; calcium ion binding; calcium-dependent phospholipid binding. The record is from RefSeq and is a predicted model, not a curated record.